Messenger RNA from Raphanus sativus (radish), 1195 nucleotides. RefSeq names its product protein BASIC PENTACYSTEINE5. The record is from RefSeq and is a predicted model, not a curated record. Gene Ontology annotation, molecular function: DNA-binding transcription factor activity; sequence-specific DNA binding. NCBI's taxonomy places the organism in Eukaryota, Viridiplantae, Streptophyta, Magnoliopsida, Brassicales, Brassicaceae. Bases 151 to 960 code for a protein of 269 amino acids. Gene Ontology annotation, biological process: response to ethylene. The transcript is spliced from 2 exons. Gene Ontology annotation, cellular component: nucleus.
CAAUUAAGUGUGGAGCUCAGCUAUCUUCUUCCUCCUCCUCCUUGGGCUCUCUCUAGAGACCAUCUCCCGAGAUCUUUCCCGACUGCCUUUGCUCGUUUCUCCCGCGAAACCCGACAGGAGCUAAUCAGUAAUUGUUUGUGCAGUGGGAAUAUGAUGCCUCAGCAUCAGAUCAAGGAGCAACAUAAUGCUCUCGUCAUGAACAAGAAGAUCAUGUCCAUCCUUGCCGAAAGAGACGCUGCCGUCAAGGAAAGAAACGAAGCUUUAGCUGCUAAACAGGAAGCGUUAGCUGCUCGGGAUGAAGCCCUUCAGCAACGUGACUUAGCUAUCUCCGAAAGAGAUAAUGCUAUCAUGGAGAGGGAUAACGCCUUAACUGCUCUUCAACACCGUGAAAACCAUCUCAACUACAUUCUCGCUUGUGCAAAGCGUGGUGGCUACCAAUCCUGUUUCACUGACGAAACCCACUUACCCAACCCUUCCCCUUUGUCAACCAUUCCACAUGAAUCACCCACUACCAAAAGGAAAAAGGAUCGCAAACAGGAAACGGCGAGGUCAAAGGGAAAGAGAGCCGGCGGCGAAGAUCUGAACCGUCAGCUUGCUUCUCCUGGGAAGAAAUGUAGAAAGGAUUGGGACUGUAACGAUGUGGGGUUAAACCUUGUCACCUUCGAUGAGACGACAAUGCCUGUGCCAAUGUGCACUUGUACCGGCACUGCUCGUCAGUGUUACAAAUGGGGACAUGGCGGGUGGCAAUCCUCUUGCUGCACAACCACUUUGUCGCAGUAUCCGCUCCCGCAGAUGCCAAACAAGCGGCAUUCUCGAAUUGGCGGUAGGAAAAUGAGUGGAAACGUCUUCUCCAGGUUACUUAGCCGUUUAGCUGGAGAAGGGCAUGACCUCUCCUCUCCCGUUGAUCUCAAGGACUAUUGGGCUAGGCAUGGCACGAACCGCUACAUCAUUAUCAAGUAGCCGAGAUUUAUGAACCACUAUGUUAUAUCAGGUGUGUUUCUCUCUUCGUCCCCCCCCCCCUCCUUUUUUUUAACAAUUAGGUUCAGAAGUCGCGUGAAAGAAAGGCUCAUUGUUGUUGUCUAUAGUUCAGCUAAUGCCAAAUGUUUAGUAGUAUUGUUUUGACUUGGUUCCGGGGUUUAUGUAAUUGUGAACAGUCUAGUGAAUGAUGUCAUAUUUUAUUUUAAGAUUUCGAAAA